AUGUUAGUGAAUCAACAAAAUGCAAUGUUCGUACGCGUCGGUUCAGCUCUGUUUUACGGGGUGUCGUCGUUUAUGAUAACAGUGGUGAAUAAAAUGGUCUUAACUACCUUUGGUUUCCCAUCUUUUCAAGUAUUGGGAAUAGGACAAAUGUUAGCGACUAUUUUUGUUUUAUUCUUGGCGAAGAAGUUACGUUACGUUGACUUCCCUAACCUCGAAGUUGCAACGUUCGUUAAGAUAUGGCCAUUACCAAUGAUAUAUAUUGUUUCAGAGAUUUCAACGGUACGAAGAUAUUCUGCAUACAAAGCCUUUGAAGAAGAUUAUGCUAAACAUCAUAUAUUUUUAUCUAACUUUCAACGAGCGGCCCUCACAGUAGGAUCAGCAGUUAUAUCACUGGCUGACCCAUCUCGUGGUGAUAUGAUAGCAUGUCUCGCAGAAACUUCAUCUGGAAAUGCUCUUGCCCAUUGUCUAAAUAAAAUGAAUAAAUCACCCGAAGGCCAAAGGAUUUUAAGAGAAAGACCGCGUAUAAAUAGUUCGACCAUUGAUUUAUCAUUAUUGAAACAAUUACCAAAUGGCACUGUUGGAAAAACAUAUAGCAACUUUUUAGAAAUGAAUAAAGUAACACCAGAUUCUAGGGUACCUACCAGAUUUAUCGAUGAUAUUGAACAAGCAUAUGUAAUGCAACGAUAUCGUGAAAUACAUGAUAUAUGUCACGCUGUUUUAUUGAUGCCUACAACGAUGCUCGGAGAAGUCACAGUUAAAUGGAUAGAAGGACUUCAAACACAAUUUCCAAUGUGUAUAGGAGGAGCUAUUUUUGGAGCGGCUCGUUUGCGUGCAAGGCAAAGAAAAUUAUAUCUGAAUCAUUAUCUUCAAUGGGCAAUAAAGACUGGAAAUAAUGCUCAAUUUUUACUAAAUGUUUACUUCGAAGAACGAUGGGAACAGCCUCUCCGAGACUUUCAUAAGGAGAUGAACAUCGUUUCUCUUAUACCAUUAUCAGAAUAAUAUAAGAAUGUGCUGUGAUAAUGUAUGUAUGUUAUCAUGUAAAUGUAUUAGUUAUAGCGAUA
Messenger RNA from Polistes canadensis, 1061 nucleotides. Its product is annotated as ubiquinone biosynthesis protein COQ4 homolog, mitochondrial-like. The transcript is spliced from 4 exons. The coding region runs from base 1 to 999 and encodes 332 amino acids. Gene Ontology annotation, cellular component: mitochondrial inner membrane; mitochondrion. The record is from RefSeq and is a predicted model, not a curated record. Lineage: Eukaryota; Metazoa; Arthropoda; Insecta; Hymenoptera; Vespidae. Gene Ontology annotation, biological process: ubiquinone biosynthetic process.